UAUGUUAAUAAAACUGAAAGUCAAGAAGAAGUCAUACUUAGUGUCAAGUUAUUAUCGGUUGUCAUUUUAACAAUUUUGUUCAAAUACUUUUGUAUUGUUUUCUUCAUUUUGCAGACGGCAGUGUCGCUAAGACCAUGAAGACCAUAGCAGUGCUAUUGUCCUGUCUAGCGACUGUACUCGCACAGAACUCCGUGCCAUGUGGAGUUUCGGUAGUGCAACCCGUCACGAAAAGAAUCGUCGGAGGAGUGAUGGCCGCCCCGGGAUCUUGGCCGUGGAUGGUCUUAAUUGUUGAUGAUUCUGGCACAAUCUCCGGAUCUGGUGCCAUCAUCGAUCAGCAUGUGAUAUUGACAUCCGCCCAACAUUUUGAAGGCAUUGGCUACAGCGUCUUUGACAUCAACUUGCACCGAUGGAAGCUCUACGCCGGCUCGCACAACAUAAGCACAACUGACCCUCACGAGAAGACGUACCACAUCCGGCGCGUGGUGCUCCAUCCGGGCUACAACACGACCAGCCUCGAGAAUGACAUCGCUCUAAUCAUCACAGUGGAACCCAUGCAAUGGAACGACUUCACCCGACCUGGCUGUCUGCCCGACGCCCAGCACGGUUAUGCUGUCGGGGACCAAUGCUACCUUCCAGGAUGGGGAAGCACCUCCAACACCGGAAAUGAGGAGAGCCUCAACCAGCUCCUGUACCCUAUUGUUGACGACAGCAUCUGCGCCAACCAUUGGGACGAUUUCCUCCCGGCCACGGAGAUCUGCGCGGGAUACGAAAACCAGCACAAGGACUUCUGUGGGGAUGACAUUGGAAGCCCCCUAAUGUGCAAGAAGAGCAACGGAGCAUGGUACAUUGAAGGUAUUGCUUCCUCUGGUGGUGACUGCGCUCAGGCAAAUGAGCCCGGAAUAUUCGAGGACGUGACAAAGUAUCAGGAUUGGAUCCUGAAAUCCAUGGAGGAGGCCGGAUAUCCCUACCAGUAUUGAGCGUUCUUAAUGAAGAUACUUACUAGAUUUUGCCAAAUAAAUUAGUUUCUCUA
This is a messenger RNA of Dreissena polymorpha, 1030 nucleotides long. Its product is annotated as plasma kallikrein-like. The coding region runs from base 135 to 977 and encodes 280 amino acids. Gene Ontology annotation, biological process: proteolysis. The record is from RefSeq and is a predicted model, not a curated record. Lineage: Eukaryota; Metazoa; Mollusca; Bivalvia; Myida; Dreissenidae. Gene Ontology annotation, molecular function: serine-type endopeptidase activity. The transcript is spliced from 9 exons.